This is a messenger RNA of Procambarus clarkii (red swamp crayfish), 1702 nucleotides long. The record is from RefSeq and is a predicted model, not a curated record. Lineage: Eukaryota; Metazoa; Arthropoda; Malacostraca; Decapoda; Cambaridae.
AGGAGAGAGGUCGGGCUAGGGGCACAGUGCCGGAUGCGAGUAUAGCCGGCACCACUUGGUUCAGGUUGGCGUUAGUUGGGGCGCGGUAGCCCGUGGGUGUGGUUAUUCUCGUUGUCUUCCUCUGUGUAUCACAAGAUGGCUGGUGACGAAGAAGCUGCCCCAGUUGAAGAGGCACCCGCCCCUGCUGAGGGCGAGGCUCCCCUGGAAGGUGAAGAGGCCCUUGAACCGCCUCCAGCGCCUAAGAAGAAGCCCAAGUUCUUCGUGCACUGGAACAGGCGCAAGCCCCGCUUCUACGACUACAACUGGGACUACGGGGACAAUUACUACAGCUCGCUCGUCAAGUAUAUGGACACCAAGUCUGGUGAUGUGCCCCGCCGCAUGGCCUUCGCUGAGCGCGGCAUCCGCAGCAACGUGAUCCGCCGCACCGUGCCCGACACCCGCACCGCCUCGCUCCUCGACGACGUCCGGAAGUCUAUCAGGAACUUUGAGCUCUCUCAGAAGACCUACAUGAAGUAAAGAACCAGUCCCCCAACUCCUGCUAUCAGCUGAACGAGUCAUCCAAACAGAUCAUCCUGUGUUGUAGAGGGAAAACUAUCUGACUGCUGCCACAGUUGUGCUUGCGUCAUCAUGGCGCCCGUACGGUCACCUUCAGCGCCUCACGGUCACCAGCAAGUCAUGUUGCUCUUAAUAGGGAAGAAAAGGGACAAAACCGGAAUACCUUUUCUCAAGACCUCUUGUCUUUCACGUUCAAGACAACGCCAUCACUCACACUCCUCCAUCAGGAGCUCCUUCGUCAUAAAAGAUUGCAAAUUGUGGGCGCCAUUUUUUUAAAAUAAGAUCAUCAUCAUAAAUUAGCAUCUAUUAUCUUCAGUUAAUUUGUAAUUAUUAUUAACAUAACUAUUCCUUUAAUAUCAGAUUCUCUUCUUUUGGUAUAUAUGUUAAGCGAUGCACACUGUCGCUAUCUUUGUGUCUGUAUCCUCCAAUAGUGUCCUCCUUCUGUGUGCAUACUUGUGCAUGUACGUAUUGGUGUUGUAUGUGUACUUUUGUGAGGGUGUGUGUGUUAGUGCCGGCUCGCCCCAACUCAGCUGACCUCACAUCGCUGGCGUGUAUAGACAAGUACGCCCCCACGGUAACCCCAGCCGCCGUGGCGUAGUGUCAUUCCGUCGCGUGUGCGUGGACAGCCACUUCAGCUUAAAUACUACACCACAAGCUGUCUUAUAGAGGUGGCGGGGAGAUCCUUGGGGCCAGGGCGGCCCAGUCUGGUGCGUCGAGCAAGACCCGGACGCUGAUCUGCAAGGCCGGACGCCGACCCCACAGACGCUAGUUCGCGGGGCCGGACGCCGACCCCACAGACGCUGGUUCGCGGGGCCGGAUGCCGACCCCACAAACACUGGUUCGCGGGGCCGGACGCCGACCCCGCGGACGCUGGUCCACGGGGUCAGCGUGCCCAGUCCAUCUUGAUGUAAAGACUGAAUCGUCAGUGGUCGCUGAGGAUCCUCACGCCACGUUAUUAUUUUUUUUUCACGAUCUGAUCAUAUCUAUGACUUUUUCAGUAAUACUGCUGAUGUGUCUGAGAUAUCAGUAAUGAUAAUGAUAACUGAGAAAGAGGACACCUCUUUCUUUCUAUUCAUAAUACUCUCAAAUACUUUAUCUGUAAAGUGAAGGAGAACUUUGAUAAAAAAAUAAUACCAUCUAAAAUAAA